AUGCCACGCAAGGAACGCAAAGCUGCGAAAUUGUGGUCGCUCCACCCAAAGCUUCAUGACGACGUAGCACAGUUGUUAAACGAAGAAGGGCUUCAACUAGACUUCCUCAACGCCGAUGAUGAGGAAACCAACAUUGAGGAACGGGACACGAACGUUAUGGGCCGAUUCAUAUGCCGAAACAGCGGAUGUCACUCCAGCGGUUGGUCCAGCAAAAAGAUCGCGAUUACAAUUCGCAUGUACCCCCGCCAGCUAUAUAAUGCGCGAGUGUAUCACCAGCGAUGCAAAAACUGCAGAGCCGUUGGUCGGCUAGUCCUGGAUCAGGGGUGCUAUGCAGAAAGAGUGACAUACUGGCUCAAAAAAUGGAAUGGUAUUGAAGUAGAGAAACCCAGAUUUUCUGGUCAGAGCAGAGGUCCGCAUGAUAGUGAACUGUGUGAGGGAUGUAAAGCUGGCCAUUGUCCCAACUCGAAUGAGGAUUUAGCAUUAGUACUGGCUAGAUUGUCUAUCUGA
Messenger RNA from Aspergillus pseudotamarii, 507 nucleotides. Its product is annotated as 3CxxC-type zinc finger protein. The transcript has 2 exons. Lineage: Eukaryota; Fungi; Ascomycota; Eurotiomycetes; Eurotiales; Aspergillaceae. The record is from RefSeq and is a predicted model, not a curated record. Bases 1 to 507 code for a protein of 168 amino acids.